Messenger RNA from Entamoeba nuttalli P19, 2637 nucleotides. RefSeq names its product mitotic chromosome and X-chromosome-associated protein, putative. The record is from RefSeq and is a predicted model, not a curated record. NCBI's taxonomy places the organism in Eukaryota, Evosea, Mastigamoebida, Endamoebidae. Gene Ontology annotation, cellular component: chromosome. The annotation marks the transcript as partial. Gene Ontology annotation, biological process: chromosome organization. The transcript has a single exon. Gene Ontology annotation, molecular function: ATP binding; ATP hydrolysis activity; protein binding.
AUGUUCAUCGAGGAAAUACUAAUUGAUGGGUUUAAAUCUUAUGCUAGAAAAACAACAAUAGGGAAAUUUGAUAGUAAGUUUAAUGCUAUUACUGGAUUAAAUGGUUCAGGAAAAUCAAAUAUAUUAGACGCUAUUUGUUUUGUAAUGGGUAUUCAGAAUUUAUCAUUAGUGCGUGUACAAACCUUACAAGAAUUAAUAUAUAAGUCUGGACAAUGUGGUGUCACAAAAGCCACUGUUACAAUUGUUUUUAAUAAUAACGACAAAGCAAAUAGUCCUACGGGUUAUGAAGGGUAUGAUCAAAUCACUGUUGCAAGACAAAUUACUGUUACAGGAAAAAAUAAGUAUAUGUUAAAUGGAAAAGUAUUACCACAAUCGCAUAUUUUAACAUUUUUCAGAGCAAUUGGAUUGAAUGUCAACAAUCCUCACUUUCUUAUAAUGCAGGGAAAAGUUGUUAAAGUACUUAACAUGAAACCGAUGGAAAUCUUAGCCAUGGUGGAAGAAGUCACUGGAACUAAAAUGUAUGAGACAAAACGAGCAGAAGCAGUAAAGGUUUUAGAAAAAAAAGAUUCUAAAUUAAAGGAAAUAGAUAACAUCCUUAGAGAAGAAAUCACUCCAUCAAGAGAAAAGUUGAAGAAAGAUGCAGAAGCUUUAGUAAACUUAAGAAAUAAGAAAACAGCCUCUGAGAACUUGGAAAUGAAGAUUCAUGCCUUUGAUUAUUAUAGAGCAGAAAAAAAAUUUAAAGACUUAAAUGAAGAAAUCAAAAUUUUAGAGGGUGAAAUUUCAAACAAUGAAAAAAUAAUUGAAAAAAUGAGAGAUGAAAUUGAUGGAAUGGCUGAAGAUUUAGGAGAACAACUUUUGAACACUGAUGAAAAGGAAAAAGAAGCAACAAAAAUUGAUGAAGAGAUUGAGGUUAUGAAAACAAGAAAUGAGGCUAAUAAAGAACGAGAAAAAAGCCUCAAUAACAAAAUUGAAAAAAUUAAGAGAGAUAUUAAAAGAGUUCUAGAAGAUGAAGGAGAAAAUGAUGAACGAUUAAUUAGAGAAAAGGAAUGGAUAGAAAAGAGAGUUGAAGAAUUAGAACUAAGACUAGGAAAAAUGAAUGGAUUAAGUCAAUCAGAAGAUAUCAUUGGAGGAAUUACUAUCACAAUGAAAAAGGUUCGUAAAGAAUGUGAAGAUCUCAUUCGGCAAAAACAAAAACCAAUUCCAGGCAAAGUAAAUAAAGAGGAAAUUGAGUCUACAAUAAAAGAAAUUCUUAAUGAAGAAAAAAAUUUAGAGUACCAAUGCAACAAUUGGAAUGGUUCAAAUGAGGUUGAAUCUGAAUUAUACGAUUUGGAACGAGACCUUGAAGCAAAAAGAAGAAAAUUUGAAGAGGCAAAUAGAAAAAUGAAUUUCAGUUUUAGGUAUUCUCUACCAAGCGCUGACUUUGAUCGAAAUCGUGUAAAAGGUCUUAUAGUCACUUUGUUUACUCCAAAAGAAAAUAAGUAUUCUACAGCACUUGAGAUUGCAGCAGGACCAAAAAUUUUUCAUGUUGUUGUUGAUAGUGAUAUUACAGCUUCAUUAUUGGUUGAAAAAAAAUGUUUAAAAAAACGAAUGACAUUCAUCCCAUUAAACAAGAUUGCACCACAAAUGCCAAAUUUGAAUCAAAUUAAACAAGCAAAAGAAAUUGGAGGACAUAAGAUUCAAUAUGCUUUAGAUGUAGUUCAAUGUGAACCAGAAUUUAGUCCAGUCAUGAAAUAUGUUUUUGGAAAUGUCCUUAUUGCAGAGGAUGCUGAAACUGCAAAAAAAGUUUGUUUCAACCCAAGGGUCAUGAUGAAAACAGUUACAGUAUCAGGUGAUUUGUAUGAUCCAUCUGGUAUUUUAACAGGAGGUAGUAAACCUAAGAGUUCAGGCUUUUUGGAUGAAAUUAGAAGACAGAAUGGAUUGAAAAGAGAAUGGGAAGAUUGCCAAAAGCUGAUAGAAGAAAAGAAAACUCAACUCGCUCAAUUCCAAGAGAUAAAAAGAAUAAGAGAAAAUUUACAAUUUGCUAGAGAACGCAGAAAGAAGGCAGAGCAUGAGCUUGAAGAAUUAGAUAGGAUGAAUGAAGAAAGAGAAAGAAUGAUAAAACAAAGAGAAAAAUUGGAGCGAAUGAUCCAAGAAAAGGAAAAAGAAUUAGCAGACCUUACUAAUAGAAAAGAAGAAGCAAUAAAUGAGAGAAAAAGGAUGGAAGGGGGGCAAGGAGAAGCGGUUAAAAAAGAGCUACAAAAUAAAAUAGAAGAAGAAAAAGGAAAAUUAGAUAAAAUAAGCAAAGAAAUUAAAAGAGCAGAAGAACAAACUCGAAAAAGAGAAAUUGAAAAGAUGAAGAUAGAAGAUUGGGAAAAGGAGAAGGCAACACACGAAAAAGAAUUAAGUAAUAUUCUCUUGGAACGUGAGGAUAUCAAACAUGAAAUUGAAGUAAAAGAAAAGGGACUUGAAGAGCUCAAAAGAGAAAUUAAAGAAAUUAAAACAGCGAAUUCAGAGAAAAUUAGAAGAGUAAAAGAAAUGAAUGAACAAAAACAACUCAAGGGAAAAAAGGUUGGAGAAAAAGAAAAUGAGCUUAAAAGAAUUACAAAAGAGAAAGAAAAGAAAGAAGAAGAGAUAAAAAAUAUUGGAGAGACAAUAAGA